GAAGCUCUAGAUCAAAGAUGCUAAUCUUUGGUGCUUGAGCCGUUCCUGAAGCUAACAGCCAUCCAUGUAUUCUGCUCAAGUCUAAAGGAUGGAUCAUAAAGACCGGACUUAGCUAGAGUGCCCUCAAGACACAAUGCUAUCAUUGUCUAGGAUGGCUUUUCUAUGGUUAGACCCACCUGGAAACACAGCCAAGCUAUUCUAUUUGGUCGCCAUGUUUCUUUCCAUUGAUGCUGAAGCUUCUGAGUUCUGAAGAGAACCAAGGGGUUCCGUGAAAAGGCAACGAUGGCGAAUUGCUGUUGGCUGUGCCUCAAAUGCUUGUUCUGCUUCUUCAACAUCCUUUUGUUUCUUGUGGGCGCUACCAUGCUCAGUUUAGGCCUCUGGCUUUUGAACACCAAGAGCCCCUACAUUUUCCUCCUGCAGGCUAUGUUCGACUCCUUCCAAAGCCUGGUGUACAUUUUCAUCCUUGUUGGCGCUUUCACCAUGUUUCUCGGCUUAUGGGGCAGCCUAGGACUCCUCUAUGAUGUGCAAUUCGUUUUGAGCAUCUACAUCCCCCUCCUGAUCUUCACUGUCGCCUUCCACUUUUUCCCCGGCUUAUUCAUGAACUUCCAACAGAAGAAGAUUGAAGACAAGCUCACCAAGAACAUCCUCGGCCUCAUCCAGAACUAUAACCCAAUGGACCGGGCCAACCAGCACAGAGAGAUAGCCUGGGAUUAUGCUCAGGUCCAACUGUCUUGUUGUGGCUGGACCGGGCCAGAAAACUGGAAAAACAACACAUUUUUCCAGGAUCAAGUGGGAAUCUACCCGUGUUCUUGCAGCAGCCACCCAGCCAGUUUCCAGCCGGUCCUGGGCGUCUGCAGGUUGACCGCCGUUUCCCAUAAAUCGGUGGAUGAUUGGCCUGUGACAAAACAGGGAUGCGGUACGCUUGUGCAAAAGCGGUUCAAGAAGGUCGCGAACACUGUUUUCGUCGUCUCCUUUGUCGUCCUGUUCUCUGAGAUUCUGGGAAUCGGCCUUUCAUUUUACAUUUGCGCAGGCCGAAACAUGUACGUUGAAGGUCACAGCUGAAUCUCCCAGGGGGAAGAUGGCGGUGGCUAAG
This is a messenger RNA of Crotalus tigris (Tiger rattlesnake), 1093 nucleotides long. RefSeq names its product CD82 antigen-like. The record is from RefSeq and is a predicted model, not a curated record. Lineage: Eukaryota; Metazoa; Chordata; Lepidosauria; Squamata; Viperidae. The transcript is spliced from 2 exons. Gene Ontology annotation, cellular component: membrane. Bases 283 to 1062 code for a protein of 259 amino acids.